Molecule: messenger RNA, 1797 nt
Organism: Diachasmimorpha longicaudata
Lineage: Eukaryota; Metazoa; Arthropoda; Insecta; Hymenoptera; Braconidae
Product: serine protease snake-like
Exons: 4
Coding region: 105-1220 (371 amino acids)
Biological process (GO): proteolysis
Molecular function (GO): serine-type endopeptidase activity
Source: RefSeq, a predicted model, not a curated record
CCGCGACGUGACUGGGAGUUUAUUUAGUAUCGAAACAUCAAGCGCUAAGCGUAUAGCAAUUUCAAAAAUAAAGUUGUUCGGGCGAGUGGUUUUCCUCGACGAAAAUGAUGGUUCGGCGACUUCAUGUGUGUUUGUGUCUGAUGUGGUUGGGAUAUAUGUGGUCCGAUGUGGUCAAGGCAGAGGACGUAGGAACCCGCUGUCGCAUGGAAAGCGGAGACCCCGGAGAGUGCAAACUGCUGAAAGAAUGCCCCCCUCGGAUAGAAGAGGUUCGCCAGGGCAGGAGGCAAGCUGAGUCCGCGAGAUGUGGGUGGGAUGGACUCGACGAGAUUGUCUGUUGUCCCACUAAACUUCAGGAAAAAAUUGGGAUUCGACCCGCUGAUUUAGCUUGUCAACAAUACACGAACGACGUUCUCCUCAUAACAACGCCCAACAUCGUGGCCGGCGUCGAGGCGACCUCCGCCGAAUUUCCGUACAUGGUAGCUCUGGGAUACAUUGACAAGAGCAAAUUACCAGAGAGAGUUAUCUUGUACGAAUGCGGUGGUACAAUCAUCGCCCCGAAUUACGUUCUCACAGCAGCGCACUGCAUCGACAAUGAGGACAACCGCGCCCCAGUUCUGGUGCGCGUUGGUGCUGAAUCGCUCGACCCCAAAGCUGAGGGUGUACAAUAUGUCAGAGUGGGCAGCGCUAUUCCACAUCCAAAGUAUAAACGCAGUCAAAUUUACAACGAUAUUGCGCUACUCAAGUUGACUGAUCCGUUCAAGUGGAGCAAAACCGUUAAACCCAUUUGCCUCCUCUCAAAACCAAUCAACGAAAUCCAGAUAAAUGUUAAUGUUUCGAUUUAUGUGGCUGGGUGGGGAGAUAUUGGUGCCAAUGGAGAGGUGACCAAUAGAUUGUUGAGAACUCCAAGUCUGAAUCUAGUACCACCAUCAAAGUGUUCCGAGUCCUACCGAAGAGUCCGACAAGUUCCUCGCGGUAUCGACGAAACUGUAAUCUGCGCAGUCGACGAGGACAAAACAAGAAGAGCAGAUUCCUGCAACGGUGACAGCGGAGGCCCCCUGCUGAUGAUAGAUACCCAGGGUGACACCGUCAUUGGUGUCACCUCAUUCGGCCAGAGCUGUGGUAGCGUGAUCCCAGCUGGGUACACGUCUGUCUUCAGUUUCCUCGACUGGAUAGAGCAACAAGUCUGGCCUGACACAGAAAGUCAAACUACUACCGACUGAAACCAAUCAAAUCCACUCCCUCUCGAUUCUCUCUAGUCCUAAGCGAAAGCUCGAUUGUGAAUAAAUGAAAACUGAAUGAAGAUUUAUUACACGUUUUGGUACAUAACCUAGCUUCGUAGCUAAAGCAUUCGUUUGAGCUAAGUAAUAUUUUUUAUACAAAAAUAUCAACGAUAUUCUUGUUCCAAACAGAAAACAUCCCGAGUCACGUGGUAAAUAUCCUUCAUACCACAUAGAUACAUUGUAUGCAAUUACACUAUAAGUACAACCUGUAUUAUGUACAAUUACCUCUGUCACUUAUCUCAAAUUAUUUCUUAUAUCACAUCAUUACUGGUUAAUUGUCGAAGGUAAGACAGCCCACAGCAGAUAGACAUAUUUUAGUACUGACACAAUACUUUCCCCACAAAAUUCUCCAUCCAUUUUCUUUUCUUUUUUUUUCAUAUUAUUUCUAGUUUAAUUUUCCGUAACAAUCACAGUCCAAAACAUCAAUGUGUCAAAAAAUUGAGAUUUAACUUAUCCCGAUAUGUUAUUUUGUCGAAGAAAUAUUGUGGCAAUAUUAAAGUACUUCCCAACAAUUAAA